Molecule: messenger RNA, 1231 nt
Organism: Danio aesculapii
Lineage: Eukaryota; Metazoa; Chordata; Actinopteri; Cypriniformes; Danionidae
Gene: kdelr2a
Product: KDEL endoplasmic reticulum protein retention receptor 2a
Exons: 5
Coding region: 156-794 (212 amino acids)
Biological process (GO): endoplasmic reticulum to Golgi vesicle-mediated transport; protein retention in ER lumen
Cellular component (GO): membrane; cis-Golgi network; endoplasmic reticulum
Molecular function (GO): ER lumen protein retrieval receptor activity
Source: RefSeq, a predicted model, not a curated record
CACGUCACGUCCACCGGCCACGUCGCCCCUCGUUCGCCAUAUUUCGUGGAGGAAUGAUCUGGAGGAGAGCGGCACUGAGCCGGUUUACACAUCUCACACUCACCGCGAGCUCUCUUCACCGCAACUGAAAGCCGCCCGAGAGGGAAUAAAACACCAUGAAUAUCUUUCGGCUGACCGGGGAUCUGUCUCAUCUCGCCGCCAUCAUCAUCCUGCUGCUCAAGAUAUGGAAGAGCAGGUCCUGCGCAGGUAUCUCUGGGAAGAGUCAGAUACUCUUCGCCUUGGUGUUCACCACAAGAUACCUGGAUCUCCUGACGUCCUUUAUUUCUCUUUAUAACACUAGCAUGAAGAUCAUCUACAUUGGAUGUGCCUAUGCUACCGUCUACCUGAUCUAUGCAAAGUUCAGGGCGACCUAUGAUGGGAACCACGACACUUUCAGAGCAGAGUUUCUGGUGGUUCCAGUGGGAGGUCUCGCCUUUUUGGUCAACCAUGACUUCUCUCCACUGGAGAUUCUGUGGACUUUCUCCAUCUACCUGGAGUCGGUGGCCAUCCUGCCUCAGCUCUUCAUGAUCAGUAAGACGGGCGAGGCCGAGACCAUCACCACCCACUAUCUGUUCUGCCUGGGGGUUUAUCGCGCUCUCUACCUCUUCAACUGGAUCUGGAGGUUCUACUUUGAGGGCUUCUUUGACAUGAUUGCCAUCGUGGCUGGAGUCGUCCAGACGAUUCUCUAUUGUGACUUCUUUUACCUUUACGUCACAAAAGUGCUGAAAGGAAAGAAGCUGAGUCUACCAGCCUAAAGUGCCAAAGAACAGCGAGCUGUGUCUCAAUCAGACUUAUAGAGGGGGCACAAGCCAAUGAUGCCACCGCAAGAUGCCCAAGACAAAGAAUGCAGAACAACACGCCACAUUUAUUUCUCUCCGCCUGGACACCAACUAUCCCCAUACAGAAACCAGGACGUUUUCGAAAACUUUUCUUCUGUCUUUAAGCAUCUUGCAAUUCAUCUUUUUUAUUGCUAUCAAAACGAGAAAAAAAAAGACAAAAUCUUUUCUAUAUGCAAGGUGUAUUGAAAUAUUGAACAGUGUAUUGUACACAUUAACUUCAGUUUAAUGCGCCAUUUGUAAAUUUGUCCAUGAUCGGUUCCCAGAGUGUCAAAUAAGUUUGUGGUUCGGGGGGGAAAAUGAAACGCGUAUGUUCAAUACUUCAAAUAAUUAAAUCUCAGUCUUUCUUUUUUUAA